AUGGCAUCCACCAAGAUCAACAAGUCCUUCCCUCCUGGCAUUCACGGCCCUUCGAUCACCUUCUUCCAAGAUGAUCAGCAACAGGAGAUUGACUGGCCUACUCAAGAGCGUCAUUUGGAGUACAUGGUCACUUCCGGCAUGCAUGGCGUUGUUCUCGCCGGCUCCAGCGGUGAAUCAGCCACUUUAAGCGUUGAAGAGAAGGGCCUGUUGGUCAAGAAGACCCGGGAGAUCGCCGACCGCCAUGGCAAGACUGACUUCACUGUCACCAUGGGUUGCUUGGCUGGCUCCACCCGGGACAUCCUUGUCCAGAUCGAGGCCGCUUACAAGAACGGUGCUGAUUUUGCCCUCACUCUGGUGCCCUCCAUCUUCCACUGGGCUAUGACCCAGAAGGCCAUCACCGACUUCUUCGAGGAGAUUGCCGACCGUGCCCCCAUUCCCAUUGUCAUCUACAACUUCCCCAACCUUCUGUCCGGUCUCGAUGUCAACUGUGACAUGUUGGAUCAGCUUGGUGCUCACCCUAAUAUCGCCGCCGUCAAGUUGACCUGUGGAGGUAUUGGAAAGGCCCAGAGAGUUGCAACACAGUUUGAGCCCGCUCAGUUCACCAGUGUUACUGGAAUGAGUGACUGGCUCGUGGCCGGUCUCACUGCUGGCAGCACUGGUUGCAUUUCAGGUGUUGCCAACAUUUUCCCUCGGGUUAUGGUUGAGAUUUACGAUCUGUUCGUGGCCGGAAAGGUGGCAGAGGCCUCUGCACUGCAGAAGAAGCUGGUCCUCCCCGAAUGGGGUAUUGGCACGUCAGAUGUCAGCGGAAUGAAGUGGAUUAUCUCCAAGGAGCGUGGUUAUCCCUUGUCCAGUGCCCACUGCCGCCGCCCCUUCCCCAAGUUCUCCGACAAGGAAAAGCAAGAGCGUGUCGUGCGCCUCGUCGCACCCCUUCUCCCUGUUGAGGAGGAACUCAAGGCCAAGAAGGUUUAA
This is a messenger RNA of Penicillium coprophilum, 969 nucleotides long. Its product is annotated as dihydrodipicolinate synthase family protein. NCBI's taxonomy places the organism in Eukaryota, Fungi, Ascomycota, Eurotiomycetes, Eurotiales, Aspergillaceae. The transcript has 3 exons. Bases 1 to 969 code for a protein of 322 amino acids. Gene Ontology annotation, molecular function: 4-hydroxy-tetrahydrodipicolinate synthase activity. The record is from RefSeq and is a predicted model, not a curated record.